AUGAGGAGGGACGCCUUCUCCAGGGCCGCGGAGGACAACCCCGGCUCCGCCACGCGCGGCCGGACGCCCGACGGCGGGGGAAGCCACCGCCGGUCGAGGAGCCUGAGCCGGUUCCCGCCGCCCUCGCCGUCCCCGGAGGACGCGCCCACGCCCUCCUCCAGGUUCGUCACCAAGGUCCGCGGCGCGGGGUUCCCGGAGAUCAGCCUCGACGACCUCGCCGACGAGUUCUUCCGCGCCCGGGUCGAGUCCGAGGACGACGACGACGACGCCCCGCCGCGCGGGCGGGGCAGGUUCCCGGCGCCUUCGCCCGCGGAGGAGAAGAAGGGGGCCCGCCGGAGCUCCACCGCGCGCUACGCCAGGGAGACGGAGUCCUCCAGGCAGCGCGAGCGCUCGGUCUCUCGCCCCCCGCCCGACCGCCGAGCCGCGGCUGAAAAUGGCGGCGCUGCCGCCAGGAGGCAGAGGUACCCUUCGGUGGAUCGGCGUGCUCCGGUCGGCAGGCAGCGGUACGCCUCCGUGGACCGGCAGCGCUGGGGCGAUUCGGAUAAUGAUAUGGAUUUUUCUCACCGGUCUGGUUCUAGGGGGACAAAUGCCAAAUCGAGCACUGGCCAUGCCGUACAGAACUCAUUCAAUAAGUCCAAAGUAAAUCAAACUCUGAGGAGGUCUACAAGUCAAAAUGAUUUCGUACAUUUACGAGAUAGCGGCUCAAGCCAUUCUUCACUAACUGACGAUGAAUCAAGGGAUGCUCACUCAUUUCAUAGCAGUGCUCACAGUGGAGCUCAGUCUGUUUAUGCCCAGGAGAAGUCAAUUGCAAAUGAUGGUUCAAAUGUGCUGUAUGAUGUGAUGCGUAAAGAAGUGAGGCAAGCCGUUGAAGAAAUCAGAACUCAGUUUGAAAAGGCUGUGAUAAAAUCCGAACCUUUAGAAAAGGUAAGAAGUGAUGAUGUCCAACCAACCCAGGUUAUUGGUGAGCUCCGUAGGAACUACACUAGCAAAUUGGAAGAGUCAGAGAAGAGGAAGCAGGAAUUACUUGCUCAGUUAGCGGCAGAAGAACAACGUGGUCAUGAACUCACAAAAAUAGUUAAAGAAUUACUGCCUACUACUAAGAAGAACGUUAAACCGGAGAGGCAGCCACCACGUAGAAGAAGGAGCAAUGAUAAAGCAAGGGUGUCGAAAUGCCUUACUGAAGAGGCUGAGCUGUACUUUGAAGAUUUCCUGUCAAAUGUUGAAGAUACCGAUUUUUCAUCGUUUGAUGGUGAAAGAAGUGACACAAGUUCAAGUAGACGAGAUAUGAUACAUCAUGCUAUGCCGGAAACUCGUGUAGUCCUUCCCAAAGUUGCACCACCUGUUGUCGCAGAUGGUGUUGUCCUUCCCUGGUUGCAGUGGGAAACUAGCAACGAUCUACAUGCCUCCCCAAGCACAACCAAGACACAGGACGCAAGCACUGCAUACAGCACAAGUAAUCACAGCACUAGCAGCCGUGGGAGCUGGAGCCCUGGAGACCAUGGCAGCUCAGCUGGCUCCAAAGAUGGAUUGCUCUCCAGGUUCGACCAGGCCGCGACUCGCCAAAGUAGCUGCCCUGGUAACAGCUGGAGCACGUCGUUCCAUAUGGAUGACUAUCUGCAUCUGCGGAGGAGCGAGGAUUUCCUCUUUGAGCGAUUGAGGCAGAAGCAAAGAAUAGACGACGGCGGCCUAACCUUAUGCAGGAGAUCAACAAUAAUGUAGAUGUGAUAUGAUUCUUCUGCUGGGUGUGGUGGAACAUAUGCAGUGUGCACAAUCGAUUAGGUGAUUGGGCUAAGGUAGGCUAAUAAGUGUGUAGAUUUAGGACCUGUUUCCUUUGGAGCUAACUUUGCCAUAGUGUGCCAUAAUUUUUUUUUGUGUGCCGAAGUUUAGGCGCACAAUUUCCUAGCCACACUUUGGCCUCGUAAGAGAAUCUUGCCACCGUUAUUUAGGGUGCGUUCGAUUUGGGGAUGGGGUGGAAUGAAAUGGAACCACUAGCACGGAACCGUUCCAUCCAUGUGUUCGGUUUGGACAAAUUUUUUGUCACGGAAAGGUUCCAUCCUUGUGUUUGGUUUUGGAAUGG
Molecule: messenger RNA, 2077 nt
Organism: Lolium rigidum
Lineage: Eukaryota; Viridiplantae; Streptophyta; Magnoliopsida; Poales; Poaceae
Exons: 8
Coding region: 1-1719 (572 amino acids)
Source: RefSeq, a predicted model, not a curated record